Cyprinodon tularosa is the source of this 2288-nucleotide messenger RNA. It is a transcript of the gene taf6l, whose product is annotated as TAF6-like RNA polymerase II, p300/CBP-associated factor (PCAF)-associated factor. NCBI's taxonomy places the organism in Eukaryota, Metazoa, Chordata, Actinopteri, Cyprinodontiformes, Cyprinodontidae. Gene Ontology annotation, cellular component: transcription factor TFIID complex; SAGA complex; SLIK (SAGA-like) complex. Gene Ontology annotation, biological process: transcription initiation at RNA polymerase II promoter; RNA polymerase II preinitiation complex assembly. The record is from RefSeq and is a predicted model, not a curated record. The transcript has 12 exons. Gene Ontology annotation, molecular function: transcription coactivator activity; RNA polymerase II general transcription initiation factor activity; protein heterodimerization activity. Bases 227 to 2149 code for a protein of 640 amino acids.
AGCAUCACAAUAUAAUCCUGUUUCAUUCUAGAUUAUUUUCUCCGUCCCUCCUCUUCAUAUAUAUAAACAUGUUUAGAUGAACGGGCCGGGAGGCUGUUUUUAAUUUAAAGUAUUUAUUUUAGUUAAACUGAGCCGGAUGCUCCUUUACUGGAGGCAGAUUUAUGAUGCAUGAAGCUAAAAACGCCACAGAGUUCUUCUUUAAGCUGAGGGAGGGGGCGGCGUUACCAUGGCGGACCGGGAGGAGCGGCGCUUUGCUGAGGUUUCCAGGGACUCGGUCAAACUGAUGGCGGAGAGCACCGGCGUGGAUCUCGCUGACGAUGUAGCUGCUCUCCUCGCUGAAGACGUGUGCUACCGCCUCAGGGAGGCGGCGCAGACCAGCUCUCAGUUUAUGAGACACGCCAAGAGGAGGAAGCUGACUGUGGAGGACGUGAACAGAGCUCUGCGCUGGAGCAACGUGGAGGCCGUCUGUGGUUACGGGGCGCAGGACGCCCUGCCCUUCCGCUCUGUCAAAGAGGGGGAGCUUUUCUUUGUGGACGAUCGGGAGAUUAACCUGAUCGAGCUGGCGCUGGCCACCAACAUCCCCAAAGGAUGCGCGGAGACGAUGGUGCGAGUUAACGUGGCGUACCUCGAUGGUAAGGGCAACGUAGAGCCUCAGGGGACAGUUCCCAGCGCGGUGCAGACGCUGUCAGACGACCUCCUCAAGUAUUACCAGCAGAUCACCAGGGCCAUCCUGGGAGAGGACCCCCACCUCAUGAAGACGGCUCUGCUCGACCUCCAGUCUAACUCCAAGAUCGCCGCCCUGCUGCCUUACUUUGUCUACGUCAUCAGUGGGGUGAAGUCGGUGAGCCAUGAUCUGGAGCAGCUCAACAGGCUCCUGCACAUGGUGAAGAGCCUGGUCCAGAACCCCUACCUGUACCUGGGCUCGUACGUACGCAGCCUGGUGUCCAGCGUCAUGUACUGCAUCCUGGAGCCACUGGCCGCCUCCAUCAACCCCCUCAAUGACCACUGGACCCUCAGGGACUACGCAGCCCUGCUCCUCAGCCACAUCUUCUGGACUCAUGGCGAUCUAGUGAGCGGUCUCUACCACCAGAUCCUUCUUUCCCUGCAGAAGGUUCUGUCCGACCCGGUCAGGCCGCUCUGCUCCCAUUACGGAGCUGUGGUGGGACUCCACGCUCUGGGAUGGAAGGCUGUGGAGAGGGUUCUGUUCCCACACCUCCCUGCUUACUGGGCCAACCUGCAGGCGGUUCUGGACGACUACUCCGUGUCCAACGCGCAGGUCAAAGCAGAUGGACACAAGGUCUACGGAGCCAUCCUGGUGGCGGUAGAGCGUCUGCUGAAGAUGAAGGCUCUGUCUCUGUCCCAGACAGCAGAGGGGGGCCCCAGCGCUCAGCCCAGUUCCGUAUCGGGAUCCAGCGGCUACAGAGUGAGCUCCCCGGGCCUCAGUCCUCCUUCAGAGCCGCUGUCAGAGGCGGUUCUGGGGAUCGCCAGUCACCUCCAGGCGGGCGGGGCCGGCUGUGCGUGGGAGGAGUGGUCCCCAGUCCCCCUUCCUGCGAUGUACAGCGAGCUCUACUCCUUCUUUGGGGACAGCCUGGCCGUCAGGUUCAGCACCGGACCCGGCUUUGGGAGUUACCCGCCCUGCGCUCCGGCCUGCGCCAGGGAAGCCCGGAAGGAACCCCUCGGCCCGGUCGCCAACCCCGACACUGCCCGUAAAAUGCCGCAGCUGACCGCCAACCUUAACAUCAGCCCGCGACAGGACGGGAGCCCCCGCACCGACCCCCCUCCUCCGAGCCUCGCCGCCACAGGAGCAGGGAGGUCUCUGGCUCGCUCCUCUUCCUCCAUGCAGCGCUCCAGGUCUUCCUCCUCUCGUUCCGGCCAGCGUUCCGCCGGUCUUCCACGCGACGUUUUCCCCAAGGCUCGUUUCAUCUCCCCACAGUCGGGACCGCCGGCGUUCUCCUUCGUUAUCGGCGGGCGGCCGAUGGGGCGACGCUGCCAGGGCCGCCGGCCGUUUCAGACCACCUUCAUGAUGAUGUCAUCACUGCCGGCCAACCCGCCCCGCGCCUACGCCCACAAACUGCCCGUGAUCGGCCGGGUGGGCAAACCUGUGCGCCGCUGGACGUGUUCGCAUUACUCGCUCUACCUGCCGCUGUAGCGAGAUGUCGACGAUGUUCCGCUUGGCGGGAAGAUCAUCUGGAGACUUUGUAGAAAAAACUUUUAUUUUCAUCAACUUUGAUCCUUUUGCUAAAUGUUUGUUCAGAAAGAUAAAGUUUUCCCACCUCUGGUUCACUCUG